Molecule: messenger RNA, 2760 nt
Organism: Saccoglossus kowalevskii
Lineage: Eukaryota; Metazoa; Hemichordata; Enteropneusta; Harrimaniidae
Product: short transient receptor potential channel 6-like
Biological process (GO): regulation of cytosolic calcium ion concentration; calcium ion transmembrane transport
Cellular component (GO): plasma membrane; cation channel complex
Molecular function (GO): store-operated calcium channel activity; inositol 1,4,5 trisphosphate binding
Source: RefSeq, a predicted model, not a curated record
AUGGAUCCAAUUGAAGAUGUUGAUCGUAGUAUCGCUUUGGUUAAAAUGGCAGUGAAGAAUAAGGACAAAAAACGUGUGCUGUCAAUGCUAUAUAACGGACUCGACCCUGCCUGUCCUUUCACUGAAACCAGCGGAACUUUACUACAUUUGCUGGCACGUCACGUACACGAGGAUGUCACAACAAUGGCGUUGUAUGCCCUCAGGUUUGCAAAACAGCCAGGGUUUAGUUUUGUAAACACCCGUGAUGAUCUGUGCAACACGGCCCUGCAUGAGGCAUGUCGACACGGGAACACUGAUUUGAUCCGAAUACUGCUGUCUGCAUUGGCUAAUGUCAACAUUCAAUCCAGUCUGGGUAGGACACCUCUCCAUGAAUUGUGUGAGUCGGAGAACGUCACAGAAGAAUUAGGCGAUAUCGUAAAUUCCCUCUGUAACUUAGGCGCUGAUGUGAAUGCAAUAGACGGCCGGGGACUAACCCCAAUACAGCUCGCAGCGUUGACAAGAAAACUCGAUGCCAUAGAAGUCUUGGUGCGCCAAAAGGGUAUUGUUCGGAACCAUUUAUACUCGCAUCAGCAGACAAUGUAUCAUACCGCUGUGAAAUCCAACUAUGCUGACGUAAUACGGGCCCUCGGUUCAUGCAGCGCCAUCAACGACAAAGAUGCGUCAGGAUUUACUGCCCUGUACCUUGCUGCUCGUGCUAAGCAUAUUGAUGUGAUGCAAGCUCUUAUGCAAUGUGGUGCCGAUCCCAUGAUUCGCUGCGGGGAACGAGAUGAAACGCCAUUAGAACAGUUGUACAUGAAAUCUCGACCAAAUGAUGACAUCAUAAGCGACAUAAGUAUCGCUGAGAUUCUGACGUCAGAGGAAGCUAUUAUCGGAAGCCCGAGGCCGAUUGAAACUGCACUACACGCGGCAACCAUAUUCAAGAAAGUUUCAAAAACAACAGAGAAUAUGGCAAACGACUUCAGAGAGAUCUCCGAUCACCUUGACGAACUAGCAGCAAGACUUAUGAGCUCAUGCCAUGGAUUUAAAACCGCUGCUAUACUGCUCAAAGAAAAUGAUGAACGACUUUUGAAAUAUGCAGUAGACUAUCGGCAUAAGAAAUUCAUCUCGUCUGGUCACGUGCAACAUUACCUUCGCGAAGUAUGGUAUGGUAAAGUCUACGAGAUCUACCACACGCCUUACCAUCCAUCAGUCUGGGGCCUUGUUAUUGUGUACAUAAUGGCACCGGUGUUACUGAUCCUGAUAUUACUAAUAUCCCCAUUUGUCUACUGCUACCACUGGGUUAUCGAGAGCUGCAACGACAACAAAGCUAAGUCGAGUGUGGAAGACGCAGCUGACUCGUCCAAGUCCGAAUCCAAGUAUUCGUCUGUGCUCCAUGCAAUGCUAUCUAAACAGAAUGCUCUCAUCGGUUUGGUGAACCUCUGUAAUAACUCGCCAUACGUUAAGUUCUAUUCCAGUCUGGCAUCCUACAUCAUGUUCCUGAUUUUACUGGUUUUGAAAUGCGUCACCGUCAGUGUUGUUACUGAUGAUUCUGUGGACGUGGUAGACAUUCUUCUUCUCAUAUUUAUAGUGGGAUAUUUGUUAGAAGAGAUACAGCAAUACUCCGAAGAGAAGUCAUUGAUGAGCUAUCUACGUAGCCCAGGAAAUGCAUUUGAUGUCAUUUUAAUAUGUUCUCAGUUUAUUAUCAAUGUCAUGGACUUUGUCGUCACGGCUGGUGCAACCGAGUCCAAAGCUGUAAACGAAGCAAUUGAUAUUUCUAUCGCUUUUUUAACUUUAGUGGCUCAUGUAAGGGUUCUUUACUAUCUCCAAGUAAGCAGUCUCCUUGGCCCACUUCAGUUGUCAUUUUUUUCGAUGUUCAGUGAUGUGAUCAAAUUGAUCGCCAUCUUGGUUGUUGAAUUGGUGGCAUUCAGUAUUGCCAGUCAACAGGUGUACGCUGUUGGUGUAGGGAUUUUGAACUCUGACAUCACCUUUCUGGACGGAUCCACUGACAUAAGUGCUACGGUUCAAGGUCAAACGUUGUUUUACCACAUGGAGCAAUUGUUUUGGAGUUUAUUUGGUCUACAGGAGCUUGAAGACUUCUCUUCGCCAAUUCAUUCUGUUGAUACCGCUGCCAAGUUGCUUGUCGGCUUGUACGAUCUGUUGGCCGUUAUUGUGCUGUUAAAUAUGCUGAUAGCCCAAAUAAGUGACACAUACAAUCGGAUAGAGGCUAGUUCCGGCGAAACUUAUAACUUUGCCAGAGCAGAGCAGAUAUUAGAAUUCCGUGACCAUUCCGAUGCUCCUGUGCCAUUCAAUAUCGUUCUUUGCAUCGUUCGUGGAGCUAAAUGUUUGUGCAAAAAGUCUACAGCGACUGAAGAUGGCCAGACACAUCAGGAAUCUUCACACAGAAAUGAAUUUGAUUUUGGACUUGAAGACCUUCCCCAGGUAGAGAAUGAUACAUCAGCGAGGUCAUCUAUAGCCGAGUCUAUUGCCGAGUCUUUCGUUGACGUGAUCAAAACAGAACUGAAGCUCAAAACUUCGACUGACAUCUACAAGGAGAUCAAGACGGAGUACGAAAGGAUGGAGCUGGAUGAGAAACAUGAAAAUAUCGAGCAUGUACAGACCGAUCUGAUUGGCGAGGGGACACGACUUGAAAACAAACUGGCGGAAAUGACGUCAGCGCUGACCGUCAUGCAGUCGUCCUCUCGUGACAUGAUUAGUGCUUUAGAGAACGAUUGCUACAAUAUCAGUUUACUGGUUUCACGGCUCAUGGAGUCUGAAGUGUGA